Messenger RNA from Mucor mucedo, 1711 nucleotides. Its product is annotated as Phosphomevalonate kinase. The coding region runs from base 55 to 1503 and encodes 482 amino acids. Gene Ontology annotation, molecular function: ATP binding; phosphomevalonate kinase activity. The record is from RefSeq and is a predicted model, not a curated record. Gene Ontology annotation, cellular component: peroxisome. The transcript has 5 exons. NCBI's taxonomy places the organism in Eukaryota, Fungi, Mucoromycota, Mucoromycetes, Mucorales, Mucoraceae. Gene Ontology annotation, biological process: isopentenyl diphosphate biosynthetic process, mevalonate pathway; ergosterol biosynthetic process.
AAAAAAGUUAAAUCUCGUUUUUUUAAAUCUUCAUCUCUUUUCUAAUAACAAUUCAUGAUGACGCCUUGCACUAUUGCUUCAGCUCCCGGAAAAGUACUUUUAGCAGGUGGUUACUUGGUGCUUGAACAGGCCUUUACUGGUCUUGUUGUAGGCACGUCCGCUCGUUUCUACACCGUCAUCAGACCUUCAUCGCAAGCCUCCACCACAACACCAGGUACCGUCACGGUGCUUUCUCCUCAAUUUGAACAAGCAUCUUGGACUUACCAAGCCAUCGCCACAAAUGAAAAGCUUGCUUUUCACUCCAUUACUACCGAAUCCCAAAAUAAAUUUGUCGAGACUUGCUUAAAGUUCUCACUCGACGUCAUUCUUCAAAGAAUUGGCUCUCACGCAUUAAACGAAAAGCUGGCUCAAGGCAUUGAAAUUACUAUUGUGGGUGACAAUGAUUUCUAUUCCCAGCGUGCUCAGUUGGAGGCUAAACAUUUGGAGAAUAAUGCUGAAUCGUUGGCUUCUUUGGACCCCUUUUGUAAAACACAUGCUACUUUGGGUAGCGUACAUAAAACGGGUCUCGGUAGCUCAGCUGCAUUAACCACCUCACUUGUCGCUGCUCUCUUGCUCUUCUUUCAAGUCGUCGGACAUGAGUUGAACAAAAAAGAAAAGACCUUGAUUCAUAAUUUAGCUCAAUUCGUUCAUUGCUUUGCUCAAGGUAAAGUAGGUAGUGGUUUCGAUGUUUCUUCCGCUGUUUGGGGUAGUCAUCGUUACAAAAGAUUCAACCCUGCUAUUUUAACUCCCAUUAUGGAUGAACAUGUGGAUGCCGCUAUUUUAUCCAAGGCACUGGAUGCUGAUAAUACCGAAUGGGACAAUGAGGUUGCUCCCUUUACAUUGCCACCUGGGCUUGAUUUGAUGUUGGCUGAUAUUGACGCUGGUAGUCAUACACCUACUUUGGUCGGCAAAGUCUUGGCCUGGAAAAAGGCCAAUCCCGACGAAGCCAAUGCGCUUUGGAAUGAGCUGGGCAAAUACAAUUCUCUGGUGGAACACCACUUUCGUCAACUAACCUCUUUAUACCACGACGACGGAGAAGAAUAUAAUACCACGAUUCAAACAUGUGCGCAAUUAAAAUGCACAGAAUGGGAAACUGCUGUUUCUGGCAAGGUUGGAAAAGAACUCGUUUCUCUUGUGCAUGAUUUCAACCAUGUGCGUGGACUUUUACAGAAGAUGAGCGAAUUAUCCGGUGUGCCUAUUGAACCCAAGGAACAAACACACUUGUUGGACACCUGUACACAAGUACCCGGUGUUGUCAUGUCUGGUGUACCCGGCGCAGGUGGUUACGACGCUAUUUUCUGUAUCGUCUUAUCCAACCAAUCCAAACACGCUGUUCGCAAGGUUUGGGAAUCUUGGAAGGAUUUGAGCGUCGGACCUCUUCUUUCACAAGCCGAUUCCAACGGUGUUACAUCCGUUUCUUUGCUCUCUGUGCCUGGGUUAGCAGAUACACUCACUUCUAAGUAAUAAUAAUAAAAAUUCCGGUUUAUGUCUCUAUGUACGUCUAGAGUUAGGGGGUGAAAGAGAGAGAGAGAGAGAGCAGUGAAGAGAUCAAGCAACAAAGAAAGAGAUCUGCCACGUCGUUCCAUUGGUCGAUCUACCUUUUUAUUAUUAUUUCGCAUUCCACCUUCAAACCCCUAUUUUCAAUUUAUGUAUGAAUAUUGCAUUUCUUUUU